AUCUGUGCACGCUCGUCAGUUACCAAGGAGCAAGAAGGCAAGGGCCUGCUCGCGGGGGUCUGCGCGGGGCGACCGGGCGAGGGGCGGCUUGGCGUGGUGCCUGUGCGAGGAGAAGAUGCAGGAGGCGUCGUCCCCUCUCCCGGCGCUAAGCAACGGCUACCAGCCGCUCCCGUCGCUCUACCUGGGCUUCCUCGCCAUAUGGGCGGCCUCCGGCUUCUCCUGGGCGUUCAGCUCCUGGCGGAACCGCCAUUUCCAGGUGAAUAACCUUCAAUGGAUCCUGGCCCUGGUCCCACUGAUCAAGGCGCUCCAGAUGGCACUCUCAUUCCUGUUCUGGUACUCGUGCGUGCACCUCCAGACGUGCUCGCUGUGGAUGUCGUUCGGCGCGUACGUGACGGGGAUCCUCUUCCAGACGGCCUCCUUCGUCUCCUUCAUGCUCAUCUCGCACGGCUAUUGCAUCAUGUGCGAGCGCCUAUCCAUCCGGGAGAGGCGAACCACCGCCGUUCUGGGGUGCCUGCUCUACCUGAGCCUCAUCGGCUACAAGGCUGCGGUCCCUUAUUUCACAAUCUUUCUGCUGAUCAACUACUUCGCGUCAUUUUACAUCAUAUUCCGGCGCACAUCGCAGAACCUGAUAGUUCUGCAGGAGCAGCUCAGCUUCAUAGAGGAGGAGGACAUCCAUUCACUGCACGGCGCUCUGAACACAAAGUACACAAUGUUCAAGAGAUUUCAGGGCACGAUGCAGGUGGCCGCAGUGGCAUUCAUCAUGGUGUACAUGAGGGCUGAUGACACACCGGAUAACUACUGGUUUCGCGUGUUAGUGCGCGAGUGGGUGCAGUUCUGCAUCUUCAUGUACAUUGGGUGGAACUUCAGAAUCCCUGAAGCAUCGCUUCAUCUGCCGGUCAUACCCCUUAUGAAAUCAGCAUGGGAGAUCGCCAUGCCUCCUAUUUACAGUGUGGAGAUGGACGCAGCCGAUUUCAAAGGCCUCGUCUCGGAUCAAUGGCACGUCGGAGUGAGGACUGGUUCAGGUUGUUCUGCCCAGCCGCUACUGGUGCUGGUUCAGAACCCUAGCCCUUCACCUUCCGCAAGAGCCUCAAAGUUUCAGUUGGACAGGGAGAACCAGGUGUAGUUCUGAAACCGAGAUGUCCUUCCAUAAAGGUUCUGAAACCGAGAUGCAGAAGAUCACUUCGACCAAUUAACAGAAUACAAAGCUGACACAAAACAGCUGAGUUGGACAGUGAAAUACUUGAUAGUAUUUCUUGGGGAAGAAUUGACAAUUUCCAUGGGCGAACAGUCAGAGACCUUCAACAAUGAACAUCCUUUUGUCAUCUUAGAACUCUUUUUUUCCCGGUUCGAAAUACAGGAAAAUGUACAUAUACAGAAAUGGAGAACAUAUGGUUUAGGCUAGAUCAAAAGCAAUCUUAUGUGCCAGAGUAUUAGUGCACGACAGAUCGCCAGGAAGGAGGAUGUUCCUGGAAAUUAUAGCUGGAAUGCGUUUCUAGUUUGUCAAUGCGAAACUAGAGACUGGAAAUUGUGUCUGUACAAACGAAUGGAAUUUGUUUUCUUGCGGCAAUAUGGCCAAAAUCAGUUAGAACUACACAUGGCCUAUUUCAAUA
Molecule: messenger RNA, 1610 nt
Organism: Panicum hallii
Lineage: Eukaryota; Viridiplantae; Streptophyta; Magnoliopsida; Poales; Poaceae
Exons: 9
Coding region: 116-1123 (335 amino acids)
Source: RefSeq, a predicted model, not a curated record